Brettanomyces nanus is the source of this 3159-nucleotide messenger RNA. RefSeq lists its product as uncharacterized. Gene Ontology annotation, biological process: protein deubiquitination; double-strand break repair via homologous recombination. Bases 1 to 3159 code for a protein of 1052 amino acids. The record is from RefSeq and is a predicted model, not a curated record. The transcript has a single exon. Lineage: Eukaryota; Fungi; Ascomycota; Pichiomycetes; Pichiales; Pichiaceae. Gene Ontology annotation, molecular function: ubiquitin binding.
AUGACUUCUACUAACGCUAGUACCGCCACUACUAGCCCUGGGACCGCCCCCAGAAAGAGAACUAUUAGCUACAUUGUAAACACAGCUGACCAUGAACUUUUAGGGCAUCACUCGCUCGGAGUUAAUGCCUUAGAGUAUGAUAGUGGAAGGCACAUGCUUAUCUCCGGAGGAAGGGACGGAGUUGUGUCUACGUGGAAACCCCACGAUCUUGCAGAAGAACCCGCAGAGCCAUCCAAUCCUUUCCUCUUAUCCGAAGACUUCGACUCGGUCUACGACGAUUCUGAAAAGAUUAAACAGUACAUUUCAGACAAUUUGGAUAACGAAGCAGAGAUUUCAAAACUAGAGGAGUCCAUCCGUGGUUGUUCACUUUCGGAAAGACAGCCUACUGCUACAAACUAUCAACUAUCAGACACAGGCCACUUGCAUCUUGACUGGAUCAACGAUUUGAAGGUGCUUUCUUGUCGGCAACUUACUGUGGCUUCCUGCUCCAAUGAUACGUCCGUUAAGCUUUGGAAUAUUGAGGGAGAGCAUCCUCAGGUUUCUACUUUGGGCUAUCACGACGAUUACGUGAAAACUUUGGCCUACACAAAGUCCCAUAAGAACCAGUUGAUAUCAGGUGGUUUGGAUAGAUGCGUUAAAAUAUGGGACAUGGUUACGCAAAGUUGCGUGGAUUCAUACCAGUUCCCACAGGAGAAAGGAUCUGUGUACACAAUGGAUUGCUACAGAAAUUUCAUUAUAUGUGGAGGUCCAACUAAUGUGUCGACUCUCUUUGAUCGCAGAGACAUGAAAAAGCCUAUCAAGAUGUUUAUGGGACAUACUGAUACCGUGAGAUGCCUUAAAUUGGGUCCCAAAUCCUUUCUUUCAGGCUCUUCUGACACUACUGUUCGGCUUUGGGAUUUAAGGACCAAUAGAACCAUGCGUAACUUUGACAUGCAUGACUCUUCUGUCUGGUCUCUCUGUGUUCCAGGUGUUGAUGAAUCGAAAGAGACUCCUUCAUUUGAUCUUUUCUAUUCUGGUGAUCGUAACGGUCUCGUCCUGAAGACCGACCUAAGGGCUUCAGAUUUGGAUCCAGAUUCUUCUGGUUUUGAAAAGCGUGACUAUUUCAAUGACAAGGUGAAUUCUAGUCUUGGUAUCUCUACCAUAGUGGCAGAUCUUGCGCAAAACUGUAGCCGUUGGAAUCCACCCGGUGUCUUGAAUAUAGUCAAUGGAGACAACAGUAUUUGGGUAGCAUCUACUGCAGAUAAGGAUAAAUUUAUCACAAACUGGAAGGUCCCAAAUACGAACAGGUUGGUUCUUUAUCAAGGCAUCAAACUCUAUAGGAACCUAAAAAUUUUAGGGAGAGAUGCCGCUUCCUCUCCUGCCGCCUCUCCUGAAGGAGCUCCUGCCUCACCCUCUGCAUCUGCUUUGCAGCAUAUGGGAUCUUCUGGCGCUUUCAGUCUUACGAGUCUCAGUAAUGAUACCAGUAUCGAUCUUGUGAGUCAAUUUUCACAUGAUGAUAUGAAUCAGAUUGAUGAAGCCCUUACAUCACAGUUUAUGAUUGACAAGAAUAUUGAUGGUAAUAUAGAUGGGGAUAUUCAGAACAAUCAAAAUGAUUUCAGUGAUCCAAGUCCUGGAGCCGCAGAUUUGCGGCUAAACACCUAUUUUCUUUCUUUGAAUGGUGGUCCUGAUUCUGAGUAUAUCAUUAUCAACAACGAGAAAGGUCUUGACAUCGCAUAUGAAAAGGUUCCAGAUUAUCUGGUUGAUGUGAUUGCGUAUAAUGAUGAACCAUUUCAAGCAAUCAAGGGCUCUAACGGCCUCAUUAUGUCCAGAAUGUUAAAUAACAGAAGGCAUGUGGCUACCAUGGACCAAAAUGGCUGUAUCUAUCUUAUAGAUAUUGUGAGUGGUAAACUAAUCAAGAAGCUAGAAAGUAUCGAUCAACCAAUCGAAGAGACUGGAUGCCUUGAUAUAUCUGAUCGCUUUGAUGAUAUUAGUGAUAAGUUCCAAACGGACGAAAGUCUUCCUCAAUGGUGCUCUGUUCAAACAAAGGGAGGAAUGCUCUUUGUUACUUUACAAGAAUCCACUUUCACAAACUGCGAAGUUUAUGACGACGAGCUUGCCCAAGCAUAUCCUGAAUUUAUACGGGAAGAUGAUGGUGAUGAUCCUAUAAGGUAUAAUAUAGGCAAAGUUGUUCUCAAAUCACUUUUGUCUAAUUUCACGGAAGAGAUAUUUACUGAGAAAUUCGUUAUCGGAAGAGAAAAGAGACGGAAGGAUCGUAGGGAGGCGGAGGCUGGAGAAGCUUCUUCUGGAAAGAAGAGUCUGUGGAAAACAAGGAGGUCGAAAGACACCACAAAAGCAUCCCCUUCCUCCUCAGUAGCCUCAAUUCAUCCUCAUCCUCAUCCUCCUCUUCCUUCUUUGUCUUCUUCGUCUUCGUCUCCUUCCUUGACUUCUUCUAUCUCGAACGAUAAACAUAAGAAAAAGUUCUUUAGAAUAUCUUCUCAUCACGGCAAGCAGUCUCCAUACAGUGAGGAGAGAGAUAAUAAUAACCAGGAGGAGGUAAAUACAAUGACACCAUCUGAGGAGAGAGCCAAAAGGAUCACAGAGGCUGUUCAGAAGUUUCAGACAACUGAACAAUUGCUAGAGUGGAUGGAUGAUCGUGGAAUGAAGCAUUCUGAACAGGCUGUCAUCGUGCCGAGAUUCCAGUAUGACGGAAAAGUUUUAGUAACGAUCAAUGAGAACGUCAGAUCCUUUGGUAAUGACACGAAGACACUAUUCUUAACACAUCUGUCCAACAUGAAGGCCAAUACAGCCAAAUUUGAAGAGUAUUUACCAAUUUGGGUGUCAAGGGCUAUCUUAUUGGGACGGUACCCGCAUAAAGAGGUGCCCAAAGUAGGAUUUACUGUGACACCGGAUAAGGAGGCUUCACCAGAACUGGAAUUUUUGGAUUCUAGUAGACUUACAGCUUAUAAUCUGAUGAGAAUGGGCAAGGUUAUUGAGUAUGUCAAAGAGAAGCUUCCCGAAGAACAGAAAGGACUUGAACUCGAAGUAUUAUGCAGAGAUCAUCUUCUCCCUUUGAAUGCUACGCUAAACACUGUCAAGAUAAGAAUUUGGAAGAGUAGCAGCGAUGUAGGCUUGAUUUUUAGAGUGAAAAGGCCUUCUUUGAAUGAAAAAAUAGAGACAUAA